This is a messenger RNA of Brettanomyces nanus, 1215 nucleotides long. RefSeq lists its product as uncharacterized. The record is from RefSeq and is a predicted model, not a curated record. The coding region runs from base 1 to 1215 and encodes 404 amino acids. The transcript has 3 exons. Lineage: Eukaryota; Fungi; Ascomycota; Pichiomycetes; Pichiales; Pichiaceae.
AUGGGUAAAAGUGUGCAAUAUGUAGUAGCACUAAAUCGUCUCCUGAAUAUGAGCCGGUAUACCAAGACGGUGAUAUGGACUCAAAAGUUGGUGAAGAAGACCUCCGACGGUGAGUAUGCCUAUAGACAGAGAAAAGAGAGUCGACUUUGCGAACAAGGAUCAUAUCAGCAUAGAUACUACGCUACUCCUGUGGAUGGCCAGCCCAAUGAACAGCAACCGCAUCCAUCUACGGAUAAUCCAGAAUUAAUCGAAUUACUGCACUCUUAUCCAGUAGAGCACGGAUCGUCUCCAUAUGUGGUUAUGGGAUUCAAGAGCGAACGUGAAUUUCAACUUGGCUCAUUAAAGAAGCGGUUCCAUCAACUAGCAAAAAUCUAUCAUCCGGAUUCCUCUGCGUUUGACGGAUGCUCUCUAUCUAAACAUAAGUUCUUUACAACAAAUGGUGAAAGAAAGUCAGAAGAAAGUAAAUUAACCGACCCGGUCAAGGAAAAACGGUUCAAAAGAAUCCUUUCUGCUUACACACUUCUCAGAAAUCCUCUUAUGAGGUCCAACUACGAUAACUAUCAAAUCGGUUGGGAAGACAACUCACAGUUGCUACACAGGUCACCUGAUCCGAAUUUUCACAGCCCCAAUAGUGCAUUCUAUCAACAUAUGCAUCAUCAGAGGUACAAUUCUCAUGGAAAUACGGGUACCUGGGAGGACUAUUGGGACACGCGUGGCGCCACGUAUGGAUUCCAAGGUGAUAAGACAUGGCAGGCUGAGGGAGAAACGUUUUACGAGCAAUUCUACAACAAUAGGAAGAACAUUUUCAUCUCGAUGACGCUAUUCGUUGCCGCCUAUGCCGCAUUACAGGCAACACAUCUUUAUUUAUUUGAAGACUACAUUGGACAGAACUCCAGUGAAACCUUUGCGUCUGAGGAGUUGCAAGAAAAGUCCGAGAAGGAUUUGGCUGAUGCUCAUAUCAACUUCGGCUUAGGUCUUACCAAAGAUGAUCGCAUAAACCGAUUUCUUUGGUUCCGAAAAAUCAGUACGCUACUCAGCCUAGGAGACCUGAAUGAAAUUAUGGAACAUCUCCGUGAUCAAAGGUUGCUCAUAAGGGAUGAAGAGACCGGCAGGGUGAGGAUGCGUGAGUAUCACAAUGAAAAGUUGGCCAAACAGAGAAGACAGAAGGUUGCGAGAGACAAUGCCGAUGUUGCCAGACCAAUCGACGCCAAAUGA